Molecule: messenger RNA, 1974 nt
Organism: Alnus glutinosa
Lineage: Eukaryota; Viridiplantae; Streptophyta; Magnoliopsida; Fagales; Betulaceae
Product: folate-biopterin transporter 1, chloroplastic
Exons: 9
Coding region: 97-1779 (560 amino acids)
Cellular component (GO): membrane
Source: RefSeq, a predicted model, not a curated record
UCAGUGAUGUCACCCACCUAGCAGGCUUUUAGCACUCAAAGGCACUACUUUAAUGGUUCGAUAGGGGUAUUAUAGUAAUCUCGAGUGCUGUUGUAAAUGGCAUCGGCGUCGACUUUUUUCUCGGUCUCAAGCUUACCCUCGCAAAACCCGAUUUUGUCCUUCAUCUCUUUCUCUCCUUCGCUCUCUCAGAUUGCACGGAGACCCAUCGCUCUCGUUUCCGGGGCACACAGGACUCGACGGAGACCACGUCGGAAGCUUCCGGAGAAGGGCAUGUCCUUCGCCGUUCCUAUUCCGGUGCCGGAGCCGUCUCACCGGCUGGAAAAGGAAGACGAUCCCCUUUUAGAUUCCAGAAUCGGUGCAGGAAAAGGGGAUAUGCUAGUGACAAAUAUGGAUGAAGAGACGUCCUCUUCUACUCAAACUGCUCUGCGCAAGAACAAAUAUAGAAUGAGUCGUGUAAAAUGCUUUGGGGUGGAUUUGUCCCCUGAUAAUGUUGCAGUUGCUAUGGUAUAUUUUGUACAAGGUGUUUUAGGCCUUGCGAGGCUUGCAGUCAGUUUUUACUUAAAGGACGAUUUGCAUCUAGAUCCUGCAGAGACAGCUGUCAUAUCUGGUUUUUCUGCAUUACCAUGGCUUAUCAAGCCUCUGUAUGGGUUUAUUAGCGAUUCCGUCCCACUUUUUGGUUACCGAAGAAGGUCAUAUCUGAUUUUAUCAGGACUUCUUGGUGCAUUCUCAUGGAGUUUGAUGGCCACUUUUGUCGACAGCAAGUAUGAUGCUGCUUUCUGCAUACUUCUAGGAUCACUUUCUGUAGCUUUCUCUGAUGUUGUUGUAGAUUCAAUGGUUGUCGAAAGGGCUCGUGGUGAAUCACAAAGCAUGUCUGGGUCUCUCCAGUCUUUGUGUUGGGGAUCCUCGGCUUUUGGUGGAAUUGUGAGCUCCUACUUUAGUGGCUCCCUGGUGGAAACUUAUGGUGUAAGGUUUGUUUUUGGUGUCACGGCUUUGCUACCACUGAUUACUUCUGCGGUUGCUGUUCUUGUAAAAGAGCAGCCUGUGCUUCCAGCAAGAGGGCAUAAUCUUCCUAUGGCCAGUCUUAGCUUUCUUGAAAGCUCAAAACAGAACAUUAUUCAGUUGUGGGACGCUGUCAGGCAGCCCAGUGUACUUCUUCCAACAAUAUUUCUAUUCCUGUGGCAGGCAACACCACAGUCAGACUCUGCCAUGUUUUACUUCACCACAAAUAAACUUGGUUUCACACCAGAAUUCUUGGGGCGUGUCAAGCUUGUUACGUCAGUGGCGUCACUGGUUGGUGUUGGACUGUAUAAUGGAUUUCUAAAGAAUGUUCAGUUGCAGAAGAUUUUUCUUGUAACAACGGUUUUUGGUUCAGCUCUUGGGAUGACUCAGAUUUUCCUUGUAACGGGAUUGAAUCGGAAGUUUGGUAUAAGUGAUGAGUGGUUUGCGAUUGGGGAUUCUUUGAUUUUAACAGUUCUUGGUCAGGCUUCUUUCAUGCCUGUUCUUGUGCUGGCAGCGAGAUUAUGUCCAGAGGGAAUGGAAGCCACACUUUUUGCAACACUCAUGUCCAUAUCAAAUGGAGGAAGCGUUGUUGGGGGGCUAAUAGGUGCUGGUCUGACCCAGGUUUUUGGUGUUACUAAAGACAGAUUUGACAACUUAACCUAUUUGAUAAUCCUUUGCAAUUUGAGCUCAUUAUUGCCUCUGCCGCUCCUUGGCCUCCUUCCACGGGAUAAUCCUGAUGCCAGCAAGGAGAUUGAAGAUAUUGAGAUGAAGUCUAAUUAAUUAAGUUUUAAUUGUUUGGUGGAAUCUCCACCCAUCGUAGGUUAGAUGCAUCAUCCUGUGAUGAUCUUCUUUGAGCCCUUGACAGAACUGAAAACUUUUUGCGCCACUGUUGCUCACAAGACAGAUAGAGAGUUUGUAAAUAUUACGCGAUGCUUUUCAUGCUAUUUUCUGUAUGAAAUGAAAUUUCAAGGUUGA